UAUUGUUUGCUGGAUAGCAUUUGAAUUCCACAAAGACAUUUUACAGUGGAGCAAAUCUUCCAGUUGGGUACUUGGACAAGACCCUUAAUGCUACUGCCUGACCUCAUUACUCUCAGAUGUAAGUCUCUUUGGAGAAAAGCGUCUGCUAAAUGACUGUAGAAUAGAAUAGAGUAGAAUAGAAUAGAACAGCUCCUGCAGGGUUAAUCCGGAUCAGUAUAAGUGAUCUAGAACAACUAUUACAGGCUGUAGGGGUUUUCUUGCUCAUUAAUCCAUCUACAUCCAGAACCAAGCUGUUCUGGAUCAGUAUGAUUGGUUCCCCUGAUGAUCUCAGCGACCUUAAAUCAAACAUUUAACUAAUUAUUCUGUUUAUGGAGGAAUGUGAACAUGGAUGAGAGAGCUCCACACAAACAGAGGAAGAGAGGGAGGCUUCCUUCCAGAUGACUUCACAGGAAAAACAUGAGCGAGUCACAUUCAGUUACGCUCUCUCGCUCUCUCUCUAAACACAAACAGCCCCUCCUGCCCCGUCACCAUGGUAACCUCCCCCCCUUUCCACUGGGUGGGGUAAAGAGACACUGUGCUUGAGGCUGUAGAGCAGAGAGCGAGUUAACCCUUUCAGCUGCUCUGUUUACUUCCAUGUUUACUGCCACUGAUCGUUGGGAUGGAUGUUUACUCUGUUCAGCUCUAACUGUAAACAGGAAACAGCUGGAGUUGUUUACUUUUAGAGUUUCCUGUUGGUCAGCAGUAAAGGUUCAGUCUGUCUGAAUGUCAGCAGUGAAGGAGUUAAAGGUGUGGACAUUUCCAGUCAGGAAGUUUGCUGGAAAGUUUUCCUCGGAACAACCAAUCAGAGCGCAGACAGGCAGCAGGCAGGCGAGUCUCCGCCGUUUUCUGCUGCAGGGAGAGUCUGAGAACUUUUUACAGUUUUUCCUUUGACGGUGUCGACAUGGUGACCACUGAGACCCACCAGAGCCAGGACCUGAUGGUCCCCCUCCAAAACCAGGACCAACAGGAGCAGCAGGCGCAGCAGGAGCAACAGGAGCUGCUGGAGGAGGACCAGGCCUCGCCCUCCUCACCUUUAGCAGCAUUCGACUUGGAGAAAAUGAGUCAGGGUCCCGUCAACGCCAUCACGGUCCUCACACUGCUGGACAAGCUGGUCAACAUGCUGGAUGCCGUGCAGGAGAACCAGUAUAAGAUGGAGGGGCACCAGGUGGAGAUGGAGGGCGUGGUCCGAGGGAUCCAGGCCGAUAUGACCAGACUGUCCAAGAGUCACAGCCACACCUCGAACACAGUCAGCAAACUGCUGGACAAGAGCCGCAAGCUGUCUGUCACCAUGAAGGAGGUCCGUGACAGGAUGGAGCGUCAGGGCGCCCAGGUGAAGAAGCUGGAGGUAAACCACGCCCACCUGAUCAGCAGGAACAACUUCAGAGUGCUCAUCUUCCAGGAGGAGAACGAGAUCCCUGCCACGGUUUUUGUGAAGGACCCUCCUCCUUUUCCUCGAGAUGAGAUUUUGGAGGAAAGUGGGGAAUCUGCUCCAGGAAUCAAUGAAGGCAACCAAGAAGAUGGCCUCCAUACCAUCGACCUGUCGUCUGAUGAAGAUGUAGGCCUGGAGGCAGACCUGGAGGAAGAGGACGUGUGGCCUCAUGAUCUGGAGAACAUGGAAAAAUCCAGAGCUGAGAAACUGAAACGAUCCAGUCUGAAGAAGGUGGACAGUCUGAAGAAGGCGUUCUCCAGGCAGAACAUUGAGAAGAAGAUGACCAAGAUCGGAACCAAGAUUGUUUCUGCAGAACAGCGAGAGAAGAUCAAACAGAAAACUUCUAGCCUGAAGGUUUCACCGCUGACGUUCAGUAUUAGGAAGCCUCGCAGCAGUUCGGACUCUCAGCCUCCAGACUCUGCUCAGACCACCGAGGCCGACACCCAGCUUUCCCUGCCUGGUUCCAGCGAGCAGGAGGUCCCCUUCACUGAAGUCCAUGCCCAGCUGGCCCCAGCUGAGCAGGAGGAGGUGGUGAAGGAGGAGGUGAAGAAGGAGGUGGAGGAGGAGUUGCAAGAGGAGAUGAAAGAGAAGGUGGAGGAGGGUUCUGUUGUGGUAGAAGGUGAUGUGUCAGUGGUCUCAGAAGGGGUCAGUGAGGAGUAUGCUCUGUCCUCCACCCUCCCUCAGCAGGAGAACGUAGAGGAGAGAGGAGCAGAGCAGGAGCAACACUAAAUACUCACCAACAUUCAGGAAGCAAAUCAAAUCUGAGCAGCCAGUCAGAGCCCAGAACUCCUCAUGUUGGCUCCACCAACAUGAGGAAGGCGAAGAACAAGUAGAAAAAUCUUCCAUGUUCAGUUCUCCAAAACGUUUCCUUUCUUAGGCUCUCCAAACAUUUCCCAACUUUCUCCCAAUAUUCCCCAAUGCUCUCCAAGCAUUCUCCCUACGUUCUCCAACGUUCUUCAAGUGUUCUCUAAAUGUUCUUUCAACAUUCUCUGUACAUUCUCCAAAUGUUGGGGGAAACGUUCCACCAUGUUAAUGGCAAAUUUCUAGGUUCAAGCUAGUUUUCUAAAUUCUUCAACUGAACAGAUAAAAUGUAAAGAGACAGGGUUCCUUUGGUUCUGUUUUUUCAUUACUCCUGACUGACAUACAAUCAGUCGAUAAGGCUCAUCAAGAACCCACAGAAACCUGAAGACAUUUACACCAAAGCAGUCUAGCGAUGGUCCAAACCUCCACCUGUCAGUCAGAGCUCAGGGACCGCCGAGCCAAAGGUUGUGCUACACAGUCCCCAUCACAUUCCCCGAAGGUUGAACUGCAAGGUUCUCCAAGCUCACAGAGAAGGGCUGUCAGAGUUCUCAGGACGUCCUGGUGAAGUUUACUAAUGUUUUACUUCAGUUCAUGUGAGGUUUUCACGUUCUUAGGGGACCGGUUUCUCCACAGGGUUCUCAUGGGGUUCCUCCAGUGUCCUUGUGUAAUAUGACUCAGAUGAGCGUUAUCUGAAGGUUCCCUCGGUGUUCCAGCUUAUGUUAAUCUGAGCUUCUUCUGGAGAACCCUGUCUUCACUCAGCUGGCUCCAUGAGUCCAGAUUACUGUUGGUAAGCACAACCUGAUCCGGCACGACUUCCUCUGUUACUGAAGGACAAGAUCUACAAGUCUGGUGACCAGGAGGACACUGAAGUGACAUGUUCCUCUGGUUCUCCCACUGAUCUUCCUCACAUUUCCACUGUUACGUAACAGUUCCAGAUAUACCAAGUUCUUCCAAAUUUGUUCCAAAAAUAUUUUUUAGAGCAAGAUCCAGGUCAGGUUCUUUAUAUCUGUUCCACUAGUUCUGCUGAGGUCAACUAAACUUUUUUUUUAUUUUAGUUCCUAAAAGAUUUCCCUAAUAUUCCUGUUUUUGAUCUCAACGUUCCACAAACUCCAGCAUUCCCAGAGUUUAGCAAACCUUCGGCAUUCCUCCAACAAGUGGCCUUGAUGUUGUCUCCACGUUCCUCCGCCCUUUCUGUAACGUUCCAGAUGUUCUCCUGAGGCUUGUCUGGUUUUUGAUUUAGUUGAAUUUGAUUGUGUUCCUGAUGUUCUGAUACAUGUUUGCAACCAGCUGAUUAUUUUAAAUGAUCAGCAUCUGUGUUCCUUAUUGAUUCUGCUGAUCAAUAACGGCUGAUGUUUCUGUUCAUGUUGCUGUAUUAAUAACCAUGCAGGUGAUGAUUGAACAAACCCCAUCAGCCUAAUUGAUCCACUGUUUAAAACAAUUGUUUUUUCUUCUAACACAAAGUGUUUGUGCUGCCAAAGAAUAUUUCCUGUGUUGAUCACCUGAACGCCACAUAUAAUCAAUAAAGUCUGUAACACCA
This is a messenger RNA of Melanotaenia boesemani (Boeseman's rainbowfish), 3806 nucleotides long. It is a transcript of the gene cavin2b, whose product is annotated as caveolae associated protein 2b. Gene Ontology annotation, molecular function: protein kinase C binding. The coding region runs from base 941 to 2197 and encodes 418 amino acids. The transcript is spliced from 6 exons. The record is from RefSeq and is a predicted model, not a curated record. Lineage: Eukaryota; Metazoa; Chordata; Actinopteri; Atheriniformes; Melanotaeniidae. Gene Ontology annotation, cellular component: caveola; cytoplasm.